CAUAUUAGUUUAAAGUGUGAAAGGUGUAACUUAAGUACCUGCGUCGCAGAUUAGCGAGAUUAGCCGCAUGCUUUGACCCACACAAACGGUUAAUGUGCACCAAGUAAAGCCUGACCGGUUCCCCACGCGGCGCGUGAAGCGCGUCGCAGCUGCGCGCACAUUUACGCAACCCCGCGGUCUUUUAAAGCGCUCUCCUCUUACUGUACGCUUUAACCGGUUUGAUGUUUGCGGACACGUAGAAACAGAUGUUUAGAUUUUACACAAGAGCGCGUGGUUCUCACGUGGUUCGCGAAGCGCACAAAAUCAGGCUGUUUAUAUUUUAUAUGCAAUUAUAUAGAUUUUUUUUUUUAGUUUUACUAACUCUCUUGUCGAUAUUUGAGUAUUUGGGGCAUGUUUCACAAAACGAGUUUAUAAAAAUUCGACUCGCCGUUCAUUGAUUUUGUUCAGACUAACUGAAAUAAGCUAAGUUGUUUAAUAAAACGGCCGCCGGAGAUCACGCUGUCAAUUGUGUUGCUAGAUUUAGGAAAACCUUUUUACACUUUCAAAUGUUUAGGGACAUGUAUAGCAACUUUUUGGACAAACCUUUUUUAAAUUCUCGUUUGCCUACCGAUACGUAUUCAUCUUUUUAUAGCGAAUUUGCCAUUAUGAUUUAGCUAGCAGUUUUAACUACCUUCAAACGAAAGCAGUCGGCAAGAUCGUAUGAUGACGCAAUCGCGGCAUCACGACGUCAUUUACGUUCGUUCGUCGAUUAGACGCUUUGAUCCGACGCGACUUUUACAAAGCAGCCCUCUUUAGUGACUUAGCGCCUGAAAAUAAGCCGGGCGCACUAUUUUGCGCAGCCCGACGGCGGCCGUUCGUCGCGUUCGGCGGUGUGAUGAAACCCGUGUUUAGACGGUACACACACCGAGCCGGUGUGACGGUGUCCACGGGGUGACUGGGUGAAAGGUGACCCCGGGUGUGCGUCGUGGGGGCGUGCCGUGACGUCACGACCCGAACGUCCGAAUUUACAGUAGCGGUCCAGACCGAACCAGAGCACGGAAAGUUUCCCAGCGCGCCGGCCUCUCCGCGGAUCGCCCCCGACGCGUAAUCAGGGCAAUAAACGCUCUUAACCUUGACUGACCUUACGCGCGCUCGCCGCGAGCAGACAUACGGCGCUUAAGUCCCCCCCCGGCUGCUGCAAGCGUCUGCACGGCAGAUUUCCGCUCGUUUCCACGGUGGCUGCGUCAGGAGAGCUCCGGUCGAGUCACGUUCUCUGGCGCGCAUAUAGCCGUGACACUCGCGCGGACCGAUCCGUAGACCUCGCGUGGAUCCACCGUGCCGCAGGGGUUCCUCAGAAACCGUCUCUCACAUGAUGUACACAAUAACCAGAGGUCCCAGCAAACUUGUUACACAACGGAGAACAGGCCCUACGCAACAGAUUGAGAGCAAAGCGAACGACCUGAAAAAGAAGCAAAGCCACUGGCUUCUACCGGAAUCCCCUGCGCCUAAGAUUGUAUUUCACCAGCUGAACGGGAAGCGGUUCCACAGAUCGACCUCUCCAAAAGUCGAAAAUACUACUGAGGGAUUCACCCCAGCACACGAGGAAAAUGUUCGGUUUGUUUAUGAGGCUUGGCAGGAAGUGGAACAGAAGCUCGGAGAGGGAUCCCAGCCGGAGAGCGGGAAAGGCCCGGUGCAGUACGCGGAGAGAAGCCCCAAUCCCGGCAUGAAGAAUUUUGUGCCUAUUGAUCUGGAGGAGUGGUGGGCCCAGCGUUUCCUGGCCAACAUUGCCAACCUGUCAUGACAGGUGCAUGAUGGGGCGUGAGGAGAUGUGGCUGAGCGGUCCAGACUGAGGCAGUGCAGCCCGACUCUCCCGAGGAGCUCGGGUGAUCACGAGAGAGAGACACUGUAUGAAUUCAGCCCUUCUGAGAAACUGUUGGCCCAGCCGGAGCCAGACUCUCUCUCUCAUGCACACGGAAGAUGAUCGGAGAUUUUUCUUCUGCUUCUCUUUCUUUGUUAGAACGUGAGAUGUCUGUUUUUCUCGGCAGAUCUUUGCAAAAAAAAAAGUGAUGUUAUAAAACAAACAACAAAAAAGUCCAGUAAAAAUUUUUCCAAGA
This is a messenger RNA of Puntigrus tetrazona (Sumatra barb), 2093 nucleotides long. It is a transcript of the gene mcrip2, whose product is annotated as MAPK regulated corepressor interacting protein 2. NCBI's taxonomy places the organism in Eukaryota, Metazoa, Chordata, Actinopteri, Cypriniformes, Cyprinidae. The record is from RefSeq and is a predicted model, not a curated record. The transcript has 5 exons. The coding region runs from base 1349 to 1780 and encodes 143 amino acids.